Apiotrichum porosum is the source of this 3039-nucleotide messenger RNA. RefSeq lists its product as uncharacterized. Gene Ontology annotation, molecular function: FMN binding; NADP binding; NADPH dehydrogenase activity. Gene Ontology annotation, cellular component: intracellular anatomical structure. Gene Ontology annotation, biological process: proteolysis. The record is from RefSeq and is a predicted model, not a curated record. Lineage: Eukaryota; Fungi; Basidiomycota; Tremellomycetes; Trichosporonales; Trichosporonaceae. The coding region runs from base 1 to 3039 and encodes 1012 amino acids. The transcript has 10 exons.
AUGUCGUCUCUCCUCAGCGAAGCUACACAACUGUACAAGGUCUACGAGCAGAUGCAGCACGGCGGGCAACAGCAGCAGACCAGCCAGCAGUCGUCCACUCAAGCCACCCAAGCCACCCAAGCCGCGCAGUCCUCGAGCUCGUACCCGCAGCAAGCCUAUCAGCAAUAUGUGCAGCCUCAGCAGUAUCAAAAUUACCAGCCAGCACAGAGCUAUCAGCGUCCCACCCAGCAGACGCAGCAGUAUGCGCCGCCGGCAACAGCUCCUCCAGGUCACUCUUCGACGGGCGGUUACACCCCACCUGCUGGCCCACCGCCUGCGGCUCCUGCUGGAGGCUACACCGCACCGUCUGGCCCACCUCCUGCGGGCAGCUACACCCCACCUGCUGGCCGUCCUGCUGCGACUCCUACGGGAGGCUACACCGCACCGUCUGGCCCACCUCCUACGGGUAGCUACACCGCACCUGCGGGCCGUCCUACGGGCGGAUACACUCCACCUCCCGGCGCACCUCCCCAGAGCAGUACUUCGGACCCCAACCAGCAGUACUUCCGUUACUCCAGGUGCACCGGUACCAAGAAGGCACUGCUGAUUGGCAUCAAUUACUAUGGCUCGAGCAACCAGCUGGGCGGCUGCGUCAACGACGUGCAGAAUAUCAAAAACAUGCUUACUAGCAAGUCUGCACCUCUUUGCUACACCUUUGGAUACGCGACAGACGACAUGGUUCUCCUGACCGACGACACCAAGGACGCACGCAGCAUGCCUACUCGCGCCAACAUCUUGCGUGCGAUGCAAUGGCUCACCAACGGUGCCCGACGUGAUGACUCCCUCUUCCUGCACUACUCGGGACACGGUACUCUGACCAAUGCUGUUAACGAGGACGACUAUGCCGGCCACGCCGAGGCAAUCUGCCCCGUCGACUUUCAGACUGCUGGCCUGAUCGUCGACGAUGACAUGCACAACAUUCUCGUCAAGCCACUCCCAGCCGGCUGCCGUCUUACGGCGGUCUUUGACUCGUGCCACUCUGGAAGUGCGAUUGACCUGCCAUGGGCAUACUCGACAAAGGGUACUGUCAAGUCGCCCAACCUUAUCGCAAACGCUGCCCCGGACCUCAUGAACGCCGGCAUGGCCGCGCUGUCUGGCAACGACAUGGGUGCGCUAUACACGCUCUUCCAGGCCGGGUCGACGGCCUACCGCACGCACACGGGCGUCGCCAACGCGCGCGCCACCAAGACGGCGCCGGCGGACGUGAUUGCGUGGGGCGGAUGCAAGGAUGACCAGACGAGCGCAGACACCAAGGCCGAGGGCCAGGCCACGGGCGCAAUGUCAUACGCGUUCGUCCGCGCAGUGCAGAGCAAUCCGCGCGCGAGCUACCAGCAGUUCCUGGUCGCGCUCCGUGACGCGAUGCAGAUUACCAAGCAAAAGAUCGUUCCAGCUACCCCAAACUCAGGACCCAAUGUCCCAGCAGCCCUCACGUGUCUGCUUACCGCCGGUGCUGUACCGCCCAGGCGCAGGCAGGGCGCAGGUUACGGCGGCCGUCACUCGCCGUCCAACGGCCACGUCCGAGGCCGUGUCGACCGCUUCCGUGUCCGCGUCGCGGACACGGCAAACCACUCUUACUUUAUGACCGUCGACAACACCACCCCCAAGCGCACCAACCCCGCCGCGCUCACCAGCAUUCCCAACCCGGACGCCGGCUACCCGGGUUCCUACCUGCCCGCGCAGAUGGGCCCCAUCGGCGGCCUCAUGCCUUCUGCCGCGUUCCCUCAAAACGCCAACCCGCCCGAGCUGUUCAAGCCCCUCACUAUCCGCGGCGUGACCUUCCAGAACCGUAUGUGGGUCGCGCCCAUGUGCAUGUAUUCGUACGAGGACGGCAUGGCCAACGACCAUGCCCUCAUUCACCAGGGCUCCAUGGCCAUGCGUGGCUGGGGUAACCUCAUGGUCGAGGCUACUGGUGUCACCCCCGAGGGCCGUAUCACUCCCAACUGCCUGGGCCUGUGGAAGGACGAGCAGAUUGCGCCUCUGAAGCGCAUUGUCGACUACGUCCACGCCAACCAGGGCAAGAUUGGUAUCCAGCUCGCGCACUCUGGUCGCAAGGGCUCGACUCUGCCCAUGUGGGUCUACUACGGCGCCAUGCUGCAGGGCUACGAGGGCGGCGAGACUGUCACCGAGGAGGCUGGUGGCUGGCCCGAGAACGUCAUGUCGGCCUCGGCCAUUUCGUUCAACGAGGACACGUUCCCCCAGCCCCGCGAGGCCACCAAGGAGGACAUUGAGGAGGUCAAGGAGGCCUUCCGCGCCGCCAUCCGCCGCGCCAAGGUGUGCGGCUUUGACUACAUUGAGCUCCACGGUGCCCACGGCUACCUCAUGUACCAGUUCCAGUCGCCCGUCACCAACCAGCGUACCGACGACUACGGUGGCUCGUUUGAGAACCGUAUCCGCUUCCCCAUGGAGAUUGUCAAGAUUGCCCGUGAGGAGUGGGACGGCCCCCUGCUCUACCGCACCAGCGCCACCGAGUGGCUCGAGUCAGCCCUUGGCCCCGAGAAGGCCCACCCGGGCCAGAAGGAGGAGUACGCCUGGUGGGGCAUGGAGCAGACUCUGGCGUUUGCCGCCAAGCUCCGUGACGCCGGCGUCGACCUGCUCGACGUGUCGUCGGGCGGCAACGACCUGCGCCAGAAGAUUGUCGUCAAGCCCGGCUACCAGGUCGAGAUGGCCGCCGAGAUCCGCGCCAAGGUCCCUGGCCUGCUCAUCGGCGCCGUGGGCCUGAUCACCGACGCCCAGCAGGCCGAGGACAUUGUCAAGGCCGGUCAGGCCGACGUCGCCCUCUUCGCCCGCGAGGUCCUCCGCAACGUCGACUUCCCCCUCCAGGCCGCCCACGAGCUCGGCGCCGCCGCCGUCCCGGCCAACCAGUACAGCUCGGGCUGGACGCGCAUGCUCCGCCCCAAGGGCGAUGCCGAGACCAUGGCUGCGCUCGCAAAGGCCCCCGGUGCCGCCAACGCCAAGGAAUAUAUUGCCACCAGCACCGUUGCCGAGGACCGCAGGCCGUAG